Messenger RNA from Batrachochytrium dendrobatidis JAM81, 1809 nucleotides. RefSeq lists its product as uncharacterized. Gene Ontology annotation, biological process: transmembrane transport. The record is from RefSeq and is a predicted model, not a curated record. Gene Ontology annotation, molecular function: transmembrane transporter activity. Lineage: Eukaryota; Fungi; Chytridiomycota; Chytridiomycetes; Rhizophydiales. The coding region runs from base 1 to 1809 and encodes 602 amino acids. The transcript has 3 exons.
AUGGAUAGCAAUCAAAGCAAUCAUGAUGGCAGUAGUGUAGCUUCAUGGAUAAGCUCUUCGGAUGAAUUGGAUGUUGCUCCUGCUUCUGUUCUCUGGGGUGUUGCCUCGAUGGACACUGUCAUACCACGACCUUCACUGCAGCCCAUCGUAGCUGUUGCUGGAACUGGACCGAAUGGCAUUCCAUCCGCCUUGCUCACAAACCCCACUGCUAUAGUUGAGAGCAGAAGUCUGCGUCUCUCUCCCAUUCUAGCCAGUGCAGUUGCGCCUUCUGUUGCUGCUGCUGCCGCUGUCGGUUCAACAACCAAUUUAAUUUUCACUCCUGUCGUCGCUACUCCAAGUAUCACUCCUACAUAUCAUUCUACAAAUACUUCAAGACAACAUACCCAGACAUCUGCUCCUAAUCAUCCAGCGUAUCUCUCAUCUCCGUUGUAUAUAUUUCGCAACUCAAAUGCAGCUGUGAUCACUGUUGCCGCAUUUGCACUCUUUACCGAUAUGGCCAUAUACGGAAUUGUUAUUCCAAUCUUGCCUCAGAUUAUCACCGUUCGACUUGGAAUGGAUACAAAAUAUCUUGGCAUUCUUUUAUCUGGAUAUGCUGCUGGGCUUAUUCUCGUUACGCCAAUCAUUGGAAUUCUUUCUGAUAGAUUUAAAAAUCGCAAAGUGCCCAUGAUUAUCGGUAUCAUGUUUAUGAUCAUUGCUGCCUCAUUAUAUGCUUUUGGAAAUACUUUUGGGCAAUUGUUUUUGGCUAGAAUGUGUCAAGGUGUCUCGGGUGGAGUAUCCUGGACAAUUGGAUUCUGCAUGUUAGCAGAUAUUUUCCCACAAUCCCGACUAGGUGCAGUUAUGGGUAGUGUGUUGAUGGCCAACACUUUUGGGUUUUUAAUAGGUCCGCCACUCGGCGGUGUGUUUUUUGAGUUUAUUGGAGAAAGAUCUCCAUUUUUGUUUUGUGCUCUUUUGGCAUUUUUGGAUCUAAUGGCUCGUUUAUUUAUUCGACCUGGUGUGUCCUCUAUUCGAUACAAGGCUGUAUCUAUUCAAGAUGUGGACGAAGACAGUACUGAUACAGAAAGUGAGCAGCAAGAAGAUAAUCAAGAUUCGAACGAUCUACAUGACCGUAGCUCUCAUUUAGUAGCUAGUGUUUGCCAGCCUCUUCUCACACCUUCAGAUAGGAUAGAGUAUGAGAGUGUUGAGGUUGCUGAAAAUCUUUUUCCUCAAAGGAUUCAACAGAAUACGAUGCUGGAUCUUGUCAAAGAUUCACAGAUUCUAGUUACAUUGCUGUGCGUGAUUAUUAGCUCUUCGGUGUUUGCAGGAAUUGAACCUACACUUCCGAUAUACCUCUCACAAGAACUGAAGGCUUCUCCAUCAUUGGUUGGCGCCUUGUGGAUAUUUAUUGCUAUUCCGAGCAUGUUAGGAUGCUCAUGGGCAGGUCAUAUUAGUGACAAAUAUGGACGAAAGAAUGUAAUGGCGUUUGGCAUGCUGUUUUUUGCUAUAGCAUCUCCCAUGCUUGCACUAGGAAAGCAUAUGUUCAUUUUGAUUCCCGGUCUGAUUUGCUUUAGUCUAUCCAAUGCUGUGGCAUUGACACCAGCUAUGCCUGAAAUGGCAGACUUUAUGCAUGCACGCGAUGAUUCAGCGUUUGGCACCGUUUACGCCUUGUAUAAUUUAGCAUACUCUUCUGGCCAGCUUAUCGGACCUAUUGCUGGAUCGUUUUUGUUUCAACGGUUUGAUUUUAUGAUUCAGAUGCAAGUGUUUGGCGUUGCAUUGUUGCUUGGUGCGCCUAUUGCGUACAUUUUUUACGUAAAGUCGCUAAAAGUAGCAUAG